Penicillium verhagenii is the source of this 2319-nucleotide messenger RNA. Its product is annotated as beta-glucosidase. Bases 1 to 2319 code for a protein of 772 amino acids. The transcript is spliced from 6 exons. NCBI's taxonomy places the organism in Eukaryota, Fungi, Ascomycota, Eurotiomycetes, Eurotiales, Aspergillaceae. Gene Ontology annotation, molecular function: beta-glucosidase activity. The record is from RefSeq and is a predicted model, not a curated record. Gene Ontology annotation, biological process: glucan catabolic process.
AUGAGAUUUCAAUGGUGUGUCUUGGGACUCUUGUUGUCUAUCGGUUUGAGAUCCCAUGCGGAAGGUAUCACAAGUGACGCAUACUUCUACGGCCAAUCUCCACCCGUCUAUCCUUCGCCACUGGGAACAGGAUCCGGAGAUUGGGCAAUUGCCUAUGAAAAAGCCAAGGAUUUUGUCAGCAAACUUUCUCAAGAAGAGAAAGUGAAUCUGACCGCUGGGGUACCGGCUGAAAAUGGCUGCUCGGGAAACAUUCCAGCUAUACAGCGCUUAGAAUUCCCUGGACUUUGCGCCUCAGACGCAGGAAAUGGCCUUAGAGGCACAGACUUUGUUAACAGCUGGCCUAGUGGUAUCCACGUUGGAGCCAGCUGGAACAAAGAGCUCGCGCGGCAAAGAGCAAUGCAUAUGGGCGCCGAAUUCCAAAGAAAAGGUGUGAACCUUUUCCUUGGCCCUGUUGUGGGACCACUUGGUCGUAUUACCGAGGGAGGGCGCAACUGGGAAGGAUUCUCAGAUGAUCCGUAUCUCGCAGGGGCUCUUGUCUAUGAAACAGUUACUGGCGUACAGUCAUCUGGGGUAGGAGCUUCGACAAAGCAUUUUAUUGCAAAUGAGCAAGAGACCAAUCGGAAUCCGGGAAUAAAUACCCAGGGUGAGUAUAUGGAGGCGGUUUCGUCCAACAUUGAUGACAAGACUAUGCACGAGCUUUAUCUUUGGCCUUUUCAAGAUGCCAUCCGGGCAGGUAGUGCUUCUGUCAUGUGCUCAUACCAGCGUGUGAACAAUAGCUAUGGCUGCCAGAACAGUAAGACUUUGAAUGGAAUACUGAAAACAGAGCUCGGUUUCCAAGGCUAUGUUAUCUCGGAUUGGGGUGCACAGCAUGCUGGAAUUGCAGCUGCUAAUGCCGGGCUGGACAUGGGUAUGCCCACCAGUCCCAUGUGGGGUGACCAUAUAACAGCUGCGAUCAACAAUGGAUCGAUGGAUGCCUCCCGGUUAGAUGACAUGGUCACUAGGAUCAUCGCAACGUGGUAUCAGCUGAAUCAGGAUACAGGAAUUACCAACCCAGGCGUGGGAAUGCCAGCGGAUGUCACUCACCCUCAUGAGAAAGUAAUUGGCAAGUCCCCCGAUGAAAAAGCUGUGCUACUCCAGAGUGCAAUUGAAGGACAUGUUCUCGUCAAGAACGCAAAGAGUGCCCUUCCCCUCAAGUCUCCAAGUCUCAUCUCCGUAUUCGGAUAUGACGCACAGGGACCAGAUUACAUGGAAGUGAACCUCAGGUCUCCACUGGGUAGUCCACCGUUCAUCAACAGCACGUUGUAUGUUGGUGGAGGGUCGGGGGCUAACUCAGCCGCUUAUAUAGAUGCGCCGAUCGACGCCAUCCAGCGCCAGGCGUAUGAAGAUAAUACCUCUGUUAUGCGUGACUUUACCUCGCAGGACCCUGAAGUCGACCCUACAUCCGAUGCCUGUCUAGUGCUUACCAACGCGUACUCUACUGAAGGUUCUGAUCGACAGGGCCUAGGCGAUGACUACAGUGAUACUUUAAUCACCAAUGUAGCGAGGAAGUGCCCCAACACGAUAGUCAUCAUCCACAAUGCCGGCAUUAGAAUAGUAGACGACUGGAUCGAGAAUGAGAAUGUCACGGCUGUCAUAUUUGCCCACCUACCGGGCCAAGAUACCGGACGCGCUUUGGUCGAUAUUCUUUAUGGCCGUGCCAAUCCUUCCGGCCGACUUCCAUAUACAGUUGCAAAGAAAGCCGCCGAUUACGACGGGCUUCUGUCACCCACACAGCCCAGCGGAGAUUUUUUACUUUUUCCACAAUCUGAUUUUGCCGAGGGUCAGUUUAUUGGAUACCGAGCAUUCGACCAGAAGAAUAUUGCCCCACGCUUCGAAUUCGGAUAUGGGCUAUCAUAUACGACGUUCCAGUACUCGGAUUUACGGCUUCAGCUUGCGACUGGGGACUCUAUAUCCGAGUAUCCACCCUCUGCUCCAGUUGUUCAGGGAGGAAACCCACAUUUGUGGGACGAGCUAGUUACCGUUACUGCCGAGGUCCAGAACACGGGUGCUGUAGACGGGCUUGAGGUUGUUCAGAUUUAUAUAGGCAUUCCAAAUGGACCUGUGCGCCAGCUACGUGGAUUUGAAAAGGUUGACCUGGGUAGCGGCAAAAGCCAAACAGUCACCUUUUCACUGACAAGAAGGGAUCUGAGUAGCUGGGAUGUUGAUGCUCAGCAGUGGGCUUUGCAGAAUGGAACUUUUAAGGUGUAUGUCGGUAGUUCGAGUCGGGAGUUGCCAUUGGAGAGCGAGUUUACUUUGUCAUUUGAAGGGCUUCCAAAUUGA